Neoarthrinium moseri is the source of this 1620-nucleotide messenger RNA. RefSeq lists its product as uncharacterized. The coding region runs from base 1 to 1620 and encodes 539 amino acids. Lineage: Eukaryota; Fungi; Ascomycota; Sordariomycetes; Amphisphaeriales; Apiosporaceae. The record is from RefSeq and is a predicted model, not a curated record. Gene Ontology annotation, biological process: regulation of translational initiation. The transcript has 2 exons. Gene Ontology annotation, cellular component: cytoplasm.
AUGGCGUCCCAGCAAGAUCUCCAAGAGCUUCUUCGGCUCUUGACCUUGGGCAAGGUCCCGAUCAAGGACGCCAUGAUGCGAGUGAAGGCGCUCCAGGCCAAGAACCUGCGGAGCAUUCAGCAAAUAGCAGAAGCGCCACUUUCCGAUAUCGAAGCCGCCAUUACCGACGCCAAGGCGGCCAGGUCUCUACACAAUGCCUGCAAAGCCCGGUUGAAGAACCCAAACCCCUCGUCGACAAGCAAACGGGCCGGCGCCGAGCUCCUGCAGUCCGCGCAGAAGCGCUCCAAGGCCUCAGACGAUGCCGGCUUCUUGGACGGACCCACGCCCCUCUCGCCGGCUGAGGUCGAGGCGUCCCUCGUACUCCCCCUGGAGACGGACGAAGAAGUCAUCGCCGAGACGACCCUGGUGACCAACCGGGCUCCCCUUGUGCUAGCAUUUGCAGUCGAGCUGCUGCGAUACACAAUGCCGGAACAGCCGCCGAGCUCGAGGCUUAGUCUAGCCCAGGCGGUCGUGAGUGCGAACUCAAGGAGCAAGGCCGUCUCCAUUGGUCUCGAGAAGGGACCAAGUGCGGAUGACGAGGGUUGGGGGCACGGACAACCGCGGCUGAAGAUCAUGGGGAGAGAGAUCACAGUGUUGAAGAGGAGUGGAUACGAGUGGAAGGGAGAAGAGGAGCAUACGCCAAAGGUGCCAAAUAGCGUGGCAUCAAGUGUCACGGAACCGGCGGACCCGGGCGACAGUAUCAAACAAGAGAAGGAGACAGCAGCAAGUAUCUCCAGGUCGUGGUCAGCGAGUUCUCCGGUCUCGUUCAAGCAAUCGACCUUCAUUGUACGGGCCACGCAGAUCACUCAAGCCUCGCAACGGCAAACCACUCUGCAAUCCCUCUUCAACGCCAUUCCCAAUCUGCAGACUGCCUCACACAACGCCUGGGCGUAUCGCGUCAAGAAGCCGGAUAUGUUUGGCUCGCAUACCAUAAAGGAGGAGUCAUUCGAUGAUGGGGAGUCGGGCUGUGGCGAUUUUCUGCUGAAGAACAUGCGCGAAGUGAAUGCUGUGGACACACUCGUCGUAAUGACUAGGUGGUACGGUGGCAUCAUGCUCGGCCCAGACCGUUGGCGGAUCAUGCGCAAUUGUCUCAAGGAGGCCCUAGCCGAGCGGCUCAGAGUCACCGGCGAGCAGGCCAGCGUGGGCGGCGAGGCAGUCUGGGGACUUGACCUCGAGGCCAUGAGAAAUAAGUCUUCUUCCACAGCAUCAGGGUCGAGGUCCCAUGAGGCUGGCGUCAUCGGAAUGCCGGUUCACAGGCCAGAAGCCGCGAGAAGCUAUCUCCUCAAGAGCUUCGCGGCCAGACUAGAAGCCGGAGGCGGCGAGGAGCAAACGACACCGAAGAAGAAGACGGUCAAGGCGAUGAAUAUCGAGAAGGAGGAGAAUUUAGGACGGCUACUCGGCGCUCUCAGGAUGCUAUAUGAUAGCUGGGCUGAUCACCUGAGCGCCUCGGAGCUGGAUCGACGUGCUUGGGGCUGGUACGUCGCUGUGAGACCUGAGGUCGAGGGUGGUCCCUCUGGCUGGGGCGCGAAGGGAAAUCUGCAUUUGAAAGCGAUCCUUGACUUGCGGCGAAAAGGGCAAUGA